Molecule: messenger RNA, 606 nt
Organism: Penicillium pulvis
Lineage: Eukaryota; Fungi; Ascomycota; Eurotiomycetes; Eurotiales; Aspergillaceae
Exons: 2
Coding region: 1-606 (201 amino acids)
Source: RefSeq, a predicted model, not a curated record
AUGGACGUCCCGGCAUUGAUUGGUAAAGCUGAUGAAGUUCAAAAUACAGAAGCAAAAUUUGAUGAUGCUGCUCUUGAUCUCUCCAUUGCCACCGUCUCCAGCACAGUGCUACGGGACCUUUUAAAAUCCUUUUGCGAGACAAUACCUGGAGUAAAAGAGAAAACCAUUGAGCAUUUACUUGUCGCAAAGAACGAGGUACCACCAUUACCAGACUUGGACUCAAAAGGGGAGUCAGACGAGGAGUCAGACGAGGACGAGGAUACCGAUAAACCCACAACCGCAUUGGCCCAACAACCAAGCGGCAAAAGACCUCGCUAUUCACAGUGUCAAAGAUGCAACAAGGAGUUUGAUCAUUCACAAAAUACUCGGACAUCUUGCAUCUACCACUCAGAGGAAGCGUAUGCAGACCACGACUCCGAAUUAUACGAGGACAACGAUUUCUUCGGGCCAGAAGAAGCGAACAGUGACCCAGGCUAUAAAGAGGAAUAUCCAGAAUACUUUAUAUUUGGAUGCUGUGGGGACAAUUACCGGGAGAAUCCUGACGGUUGUAAAACUGGUUGGCAUAGGGAGGCGGCGCCGGCGAAGAAGAAUCGUUACUUCUCAUGA